UCAGCAGUGAGCAGUGUGUGUCAGGGUUGACACUUGACAGGUUAACCGGAUCGCCUACCAGCUUGAGUCCUAGUGUAUUUCGAAUAUUGGAUACACAAACUCAUAAUUUGCUUAGUUAUAAGGGUGCUUAUAUUGUUAAAUAUGUGUGGAAUAUAUGCCAGCAUUUCAAAGUGUUACUGUAAAAUAAAAUGUUCCGUUCAACUCCAAGAGAUGCAGGCUGAACAAGAGCUACUCAAGCAUCGAGGUCCUGAUGUUUCUUCUGGUGUCACCAUUCACAUUGGCAAUCUGAGUGUUGUGCUGAAGGCCACCGUACUCUGGCUGCAGGGCAGCAAGCCUGCCCCACAGCCUCUCUCAGAUGAUGACGGCAACAUCUUGCUCUUCAAUGGAGAUGUCCUUGCUGGAGAUCUGAUGCCUCCACCAAAUGAAAGUGACUCAACGCAUUUGCUGAAUCAGCUCUACUGCAGCGACGAGCAAGACUUGCCUGAAUUGAUAAGCAAGAUUUUAGGUCCUUGGUCAUUUAUUUAUUAUCGGAAGAGCUCUCAGCGUUUAUAUUUUGGACGUGAUGUUUUGGGCAGACACAGCUUACUCUGGUCUCAUAAAGAACACUCUUCACUAAAUCAGUAUGGGAAUGAAAAAUGUACUGUAGAAGCUUCCCAUAAUGAAAAGGUGGAAAUAAUAUCGCUGGUUGACAAAUCCAAUGAAAAUCUUGGGCAGCAGAAAUGUUCUCCAAUCUUUGUAUUGAGUUCUGUUUGUGGGUGUAGUGAUUUGGAGGAAGUUCCUACUUACGGCAUCUUUGUGCUAGAUCUGAAGAACAUGGAUGAAGUAAAUUCAAGUUAUGAUAAGUUUCCUGUAUCUCUGAUACCUUGGGACAGCAGUUCAAGCUAUUCUUAUUUUACUGACGUGCCCAUUGCCAAUGAUAGCUUCAUGAUAUCACCAAUAAGAGAACAGUUCAAUAUGGUGCUUCCUGAUCCCGACUCUCUCCUUGGAAGCCAUACGCAGUGUGAUGCAAAGUUGCCUGAUGGUAGUGAGCCUUGUGAAAUUUUCAGUGAUAGUUCAUAUGUAAAAUAUUCCGACGUGUUAUUGAAUUUACUUUUGCAAUCAGUGGAGAGGCGUGUUGCUGCAUGCCCAAGUUAUUGCCUGAACUGUUCUGUGUCCAAUUCAAGUGGUGCUGAUGAGUGUAAUCAGGGAGGAUUUUUCGUUCCUGAUGCACUUAAAUUAGAAGACAUUAAUGGUCAUGGUUCUUUAGAAAGGAAAUUUAAUGUAAACCCAGUUGGAAUUGCUGACACUGAAAAUGGAAUUUCUUUUAACCCAAAGAUCAGUGGAAACGGUACAGCAACUCUAAGUUGUAAAUUAAAUGAUCAUAGACUGGCUAACAGUAUGGAAUCCUGUUCCAUCAACCAUGAAGUCACUAGUGAGAAGGCGCUGAAGAGUUUCAGUUCAAAAAGAGCUGACGAAGCUAUGAAUAAAAGUGAUAGAUCCAUGGACUGUUGCGGUCACUGCCGUGUGGCUGUGCUUUUUUCUGGUGGUUUAGACUCGGCUGUGAUUGCUCUUUUACUUGACAAAUGUUUGCCAGUGGGAGAAUCGAUUGAUCUUAUUAAUGUUGCUUUUCCCACUCACGGGGAAAUUGCUCCUCAAAAGAGCAAGAAAAGAACUAAAAAUAUUCAACAUCAGAAACUAAGGAAAGUAAGUUGCCCAGUUGAUGAGAACAUUCCAAAGAAACCCACAGUUAGUGACACUCAAUCGCGCAACAACAUGAAAACAUUGAAUUUAUUGAGUGUGGAACAUCAAAGGAAGCUUUCCCUCUGUUCUGAGGACAACGGUGUCAACAAAAGUACUUCUGAAGAGUUGAAAGAUAAUUGCAACAUUGAACCAAUGUCUCAAGAGACCGAAGGCAACAGCCCUGACAUAAGAAUAUCUUCACAAGAUUUAGGCAAAAAUUCAAAUUUGUCCUUCGAAGUACCAGAUCGCGUCACAGGACGCUUGUGCCUGCAACAGCUACAGACUCUCUGCCCUGAUAGGUCAUGGAAUUUUGUUGAGGUGAACGUGUCACGCGAGGAGCUGGAAGCAUGUCGCGCCUCUCACAUAAGGCCGCUACUGAGGCCCCACAACACCGUCCUCGACGACAGCAUCGGCUGCGCCCUCUGGUUCGCUGGACGUGGCCAGGGUUUGGUCUCUGGCCAGCCAUACGUCUCUCCUGCCAGAGUGCUGCUGUGCGGGCACGGCGCGGACGAACAGCUGUGCGGAUACUCGCGGCACCGCAGCGCGUUCCGCAGCGGCGGACACGCGGCGCUGCUGGCCGAGACACGCAUGGACGUCGAGCGGCUGCCGUCGCGCAAUCCGAUUUGGCUGAAAGCUGACCUUCGGCUGCCGCGUGGCGUUGGUGAGAAGCUUUUGCUGCGAGUACUUGCCUACAGACAGGGACUAACUUAUGCUGCUGGCCUGCCUAAACGAGCAAUUCAGUUCGGCUCCAGGAUAGCCAAGAUGGAUGACCGCAAAGAGAAAGGUGACCAAGUUUGUUGCAGGCUAGCUGCAUGAAGGUCAAUCAAAUUGAAGGUCAAAAAUAAUUUUUUUUAUUAGUAAAAUUUUCACAAUUUGUAUUCAAGGCAGGGGAUUGAGAUCAUUGUUGAAAAACACGCCUUACAACAAGUGAAGGUUCUUAUUUAUGUUAGGAGCAUUUGAUCUUAGUGAGACAAAACGAUGCAUAUAAUCCACAUGUUUAAAAAAUGGCUGAUUUUUGAGUAGAUGAUUUUAGUUUUUCGUCGCUAGGUAUUGAGAUGAAAUAAGUUUGUAUAAUUUUUAUUUAUUUAAGAGACAUAGCAGGCUUUCAACGUCUGUCCUAUCCAAUUUUUAACAUUUCUACGACCAUGAAGCAGUAUUUGUAAAUGAAACGAUAAUAUUUUGUAAAUUAAAUUACACUGUUCAACACAAUCUAACACUAGGUUGUCCAUCAUCGAUGCGAUAAUUUUUUGACAAUCUGUCAAAGUCAUCAUUUGUAUUAAUUAAAUAUAAUAAAAUAUAAAUGAGACCAAAUGCUAUUAAUCACAUGAAGAUACGAGUCAGUCGCACAUGUGUUCAUUGGUUUGCGUAAG
Hyalella azteca is the source of this 3089-nucleotide messenger RNA. RefSeq lists its product as uncharacterized. The transcript is spliced from 6 exons. Lineage: Eukaryota; Metazoa; Arthropoda; Malacostraca; Amphipoda; Hyalellidae. The record is from RefSeq and is a predicted model, not a curated record.